This is a messenger RNA of Ceratotherium simum simum (southern white rhinoceros), 1703 nucleotides long. It is a transcript of the gene CLU, whose product is annotated as clusterin. Gene Ontology annotation, biological process: regulation of apoptotic process; positive regulation of proteasomal ubiquitin-dependent protein catabolic process. Gene Ontology annotation, cellular component: nucleus. The record is from RefSeq and is a predicted model, not a curated record. NCBI's taxonomy places the organism in Eukaryota, Metazoa, Chordata, Mammalia, Perissodactyla, Rhinocerotidae. Gene Ontology annotation, molecular function: misfolded protein binding.
CGAGCGCUAUAAAGCCCGGCGCCUCGCCGUGCUCACCACGCCGCGUCGCCAGCAGGAGCUCACCGGCGCCUGGGCUGCUGACUGAGGCGUGCUAGGAUUCCAGAAGUGGAGAAGGAGGCAAGAUGAAGACUCUCCUGCUGUUGGUGGGGCUGCUGCUGACCUGGGAGAAUGGACAGGUGCUGGGAGACAAGGCAGUCUCAGACAGAGAGCUCCAGGAAAUGUCCACCCAGGGGAGUAACUACAUUAAUAAGGAAAUUAAAAAUGCCCUCAAGGGGGUGAAACAGAUAAAGACCCUAAUAGAACAAACAAACGAAGAGCGCAAAUCACUGCUGGGCACCUUAGAGGAAGCCAAGAAGAAGAAAGAGGAUGCCCUAAGUGAGACCAAGGAUUCUGAAACGAAGCUGAAGGAGUCCCAAGGGGUGUGCAAUGAGACCAUGGCGGCCCUCUGGGAGGAGUGUAAGCCCUGCCUGAAGCAGACCUGCAUGAAGUUCUACGCGCGUGUCUGCAGAAGCGGCUCAGGGCUGGUUGGCCACCAGCUCGAGGAGUUCCUGAACCAGAGCUCUCCCUUCUACUUCUGGAUUAACGGUGACCGCAUUGACUCGCUGCUGGAGAACGACCGGCAGCAGACCCACGUGAUGGACGUCAUGCAGGACAGCUUCAACCGGGCGUCCAGCAUCAUGGACGAACUGUUCCAGGACAGGUUCUUCGCCCGUGAGCCCCAGGAUGGUUACUACUACUCGCACUUCGGCCCGUCCCGUAGGGGUUCUCUCUUCUUCAACCCCAAGUCCCGCUUCGCGCGGCACAUAAUGCCUUUCCCUUUGUUCCACCGCCUGAACUUCCAGGACAUGUUCCAGCCCUUCUUCGACAUGAUCCACCAGGCCCAACAGGCCAUGGAUGUCCACCUUCACAGUCUGCCCGACCAGCUCCCCAUGACAGAAAUCCCAGGAGAAGACAACCAUGACCGUGCCGUGUGCAAGGAGAUCCGUCACAACUCCACGGGGUGCCUGAGGAUGAAAGACCAGUGUGAGAAGUGCCAGGAGAUCUUGUCAGUGGACUGUUCGACCAACAACCCCUUGCAGAUGCAGCUGCGGCAGGAGCUGAACAACUCCCUCCAGCUUGCCGAGAAGUUCACCAAGCUGUACGACGAGCUGCUCCAGUCGUACCAGCAGAAGAUGCUCAAUACCUCCUCCCUGCUGAAGCAGCUGAACGAGCAGUUCAACUGGGUGUCCCAGCUGGCCAACCUCACCCAAGGAGAGGACCAGUACUAUCUCCAGGUCACCACGGUGGCUUCCCACAAUUCCGACUCCGACGUUCCCUCUGGCCUCACGAAGGUGGUUGUGAAGCUCUUUGAUUCCAACCCCAUCACUGUGACGGUCCCAGAAGUAGUCUCCAGGAACAAUCCUGAAUUUAUGGAGACUGUGGCAGAGAAAGCUCUGAAGGAAUACCGCCAAAAGCACUGGGCGGAGUGAGAUGUGAACAUCGCUAUUCCAAGUACGGGGGCGUCUGAGUCCAGUUGCCCCCGAGAUGAGCCACAAGCCCCUAGAGAGAGUUCUGCAUGUCACAAGUGACCAGGCCCUGGCCUCAAGGCCUCCUGACCCCCAGCCUCUCCUCCCUCUGGGUUCCACCCUCUAAUGCCUGCGUUUGCUGAUGACGGGAGGAAUUCCCCCGCACGCCACUAACACAAUAAACCGCCUUGUAAUCUG